This is a messenger RNA of Amphibalanus amphitrite, 1348 nucleotides long. RefSeq names its product procathepsin L-like. Gene Ontology annotation, molecular function: cysteine-type endopeptidase activity. Lineage: Eukaryota; Metazoa; Arthropoda; Thecostraca; Balanomorpha; Balanidae. The transcript is spliced from 5 exons. Bases 222 to 1190 code for a protein of 322 amino acids. The record is from RefSeq and is a predicted model, not a curated record. Gene Ontology annotation, biological process: immune response. Gene Ontology annotation, cellular component: lysosome.
UUGCCGUAUUGCAUCAUUAUCGCCCCAGAUCUGCGCGCCUCUCUCCGUGGCUGCACCUCGGACCUUUCCGUUCCCAUGGGGGGCCGCCGACAAGGAUGUUUUGGUGCAUACGACCGGUGGUGCGUGGGAGCCGCUGCACAACGCGGAACACACCGGGAAGGGUAUAAAAACGCGGCACUGGCGCCGCGUGCUCAUCUGACUGCAUUGGCAACACAGACACCAUGAAGAUCCUGCUGGUCGCACUUCUGGUGGGCGCCGCCUCGGCGUUCGUGGACAGGGCAGAGUGGGAGGCCUUCAAGCAGAAACAUGCCAAGUCCUACGUCAACCCUAUCGAAGAGUUCUACAGGAUGAAGGUAUACGCAGAUAACAAGGUCAAGGUUGAGCAGCACAUGAAGGAGUACGCUGAGGGAAAGCACACCUUCACCCUGGCCCUGAACAAGUUCGCCGACCUGACCUCUGAGGAGUUCGCCCGCGGCUUCAAGGGACUGAAGAUCGGCAGCACCACGCCUCACGUUAUGCACCAGAACACGGGCAAAGCUGCGCCUACCAGCCAGGACUGGCGUGAUUACGGCGUGGUGACCGGCGUCAAGGACCAGGGCCAGUGCGGCUCGUGCUGGUCGUUCUCUGCCACCGGCGCGCUGGAGGGUGCCUGGGCGCUGGCCGGCAACACGCUGGUCUCGCUCAGCGAGCAGCAGCUGGUCGACUGCUCCACCGCCUACGGCAACGCCGGCUGCAACGGCGGCUGGAUGGACUCGGCCUUCCAGUACAUCCGUGACCACGGUGGCAUUCAGUCGGAGGCCUCCUACCCGUACACGGCCCGGGACGGCACCUGCAAGGCCAGCGGACACAACGUGGCCACCCUCCGCAGCUACGCGGACAUCCACUCCGGCAGCGAGAGCGGCCUGCUGGACGCCGUCGCCAACGUCGGCCCCGUGGCCGUCGCCAUCGACGCUUCCCACUUCUCGUUCCAGCUGUACUCGGGCGGUGUGUACAACGAGGCUCACUGCUCCAGCAGCCGCCUGGACCACGGCGUGCUGGCCGUCGGCUACGGCACCGAGAGUGGCCAGGACUACUGGCUCGUCAAGAACUCGUGGGGCACCGGCUGGGGUCUCAGCGGCUACAUCAAGAUGAGCAGGAACGCCGGCAACCAGUGCGGCAUCGCCACCUCCGCCUCCUACCCCAUCGUCUAGAAUCGAAAUAACUGGCAGUCUAGAUCAGACCCCACGGCCCCACCGGCCAUUUGGUAGCAGUGACAUGCAAAACAGGCUGCUAUUUCAAGGCCAGAACUUUGAUUGUGCAACAUUUUGACCUGGUUUUCUUGAAUACAACUUCUCAUUCAGCUUGCAAA